ACUAUAAAACCAGCUCCUCCAGUCGACCAGUCCCAUGGCAUGUAUUGGUGGGCAUCUACAAGGCACAAUACACUGUAUAACACAAGCAGGGAUAGUGCAAAUAAGAUAAGCGCAGAUCUUACCACCAGUCAGCUGUUUGCAAUGGAGAUCCUGGAGGCGAGGGCGGCGCAAAUUGCGCAACGAUGGAUAACUGACAUUUUUACGCGCGUCCACACCACCUGCGACGUUCCCGAACACGCAGUUUUUGGACCAUGUGAGCUGAAUCACACCUCUGUUUAUGACAGCAUCGCCUUCAUCGCUCUCAAGUCUAUGGACAGAAGAUCGGCACCAUACAUUUUAAGGGUGGACACCUCAGCGCACAAAAUGCCCACUGACGGCCCGAUGUGGCUGCGGCUCGUCCAGUCAGCCCGGAGCAGCGAGGAACAGAACCUAGAGGCCUAUGUGAAGAACGGACAAUUGUUCUUUAGAGCCCUCAGGACGAUCCAGAUGGAUGAGGAGCUUUUGGUGUGGUAUGGGAAAGACCUUGCCAAGCUUCUUCUACUGAACCCACUGCAGAUGCAAAGCAAAGGUGCUGGUCCAUACACAUGUACAAACUGCAACCAGGGCUUUGAGUCUGAGUUCCCCUUCCUGGCACAUUGGAGAUUCCUUUGCACACAGAGACAACCAAACAGCCACACCACCAAACCUGGUCUAGACAACACCAACCAUGUGAAACCUGACUCCCUUCCCGUUCCUGCCUUCAAACUGAGCCAUCCAGAGACAAGUCCACAGGAUGGAAAACCUGCAACAGACUUCCACAAUCUAGCCAGGGAUAUGGAGAAUAACAGUAAUAAGACAGGCUUGUCUGGUACCAGGUGGGCAGGGAGCGCCCUCAAAAGGAAACACACGGAGGAGAGUUGGAAUGGCCCACAGCCUCUAGUCAUAAAGCAGGAACCACUGUACUGUACUUUGAACUUAAACCAACAACCGAGCCCGGUCACCUGUCACCUGCCCACCAAUAUAAUAAGGAGCACCUUUACUAAAGACAGAACCGCUCAACUAAAACCACAACUGAAGACCUCAGGGCCAGAAGACAUUAGAUCCAACCCACAGAACCAGAGCAUUCAGCCCAGAAGUGGCCCAGCAGUGGAGCAGAGUGACUCAAAGAAGAAGACUCUGAAAGACACUCUGUCUCGAUCUCCAUCCCGCUCUGAGGAAACCUCCACUGACUCUCCUCCUGUCACCUCUGCCUUCAACCAAGUCUCUGUCUCGGAGAACAGGAGAAGUGCCUUCUCCCAGCCCCCACGCUCUGUUCCACUUCCCCAGACUACCCCCCUGCCUGAGAGGGCUAAAAUCUCCAUUACCACCCCCUCUACUGCCCUCCACAGACCUGUGCUGGUCCAGGGUGUUUUGAAACAGAGGCACCCUCUCUAUAGCCCAGCAGCUCUCUGGCCCUGGACCCCAGGGAGAUCCCUGCAGGUUCCGAUCCCCCCCUCCCCGGUGCUCCUGUCCCCUUCCGUCUCACGACUCUCGCCCCUCUGCCUGCCGGCUCAGAACUGGUGUGCCAAAUGCAACAUUUCCUUCCGCCUGACUUCAGACCUGGUGCAGCAUAUGAGGUCUCACCACAAGAGGGCGCUUGAUGCCACAGGAUCUGCGUGUGGGGUGAAACAACAGCAUCACAGGGAGAGGGAAGAGAGGCUCAAGUGUUCCAUCUGCAGCGAGGUCUUCAGACAACGUCAUCACCUUGCACGUCACUUGACCUCUCAUACAUGAGUUCAGAUCAUUAGUAAGGUAUAAUAUUCAUAUUGAUAAAGAUACUAAUGGGGAACUAAUUCAACACAUGAAAUAACUAUUAUGUAAUUAUUAUAAUGUACAUUAACAAUGCAAUGACAUUUUAUUUGAAACAUGAAUGAGGCUGCUUACAUGUACAGCAUCAUUUUUCCCCCUUAGAAAUAGUUUAGAUUUUCCUCUCAAUUCAGUCAAAUGUGACAUUUUUAGUAUGCUAUUUAUUUUCUUAUUCUUUUACAAUAAAUUAUUAUUAUUAUUAUUUUUUUUUACAAUAUUACAAUAUUUUCGGUGUGGAUGUGACUUGAUUGUAAGCUUAGUUGUGAACACUAGAUGGCACUAGAGAAAAAUUUAGAGGGACAGAACAAACAAAAAAACACGUUUAAAUGUUCUUUAUUUUCUUUUAAAAUAAAAAAUAUACCUCUUAUUUCACAUAAGAACUUAACGUAGAGUACCCUGAUAAGUAGCACAUUGGGAUGGGCAAACAAUAAACACAUAUACACGAUAAAAAAAGAAAUAGUAAAAAAAGAAUAGAAUACAUUAACAUAAAACAUUUAUAAAAA
Oncorhynchus mykiss (rainbow trout) is the source of this 2327-nucleotide messenger RNA. It is a transcript of the gene prdm8a, whose product is annotated as PR/SET domain 8a. Gene Ontology annotation, biological process: regulation of DNA-templated transcription; oligodendrocyte development. The record is from RefSeq and is a predicted model, not a curated record. Gene Ontology annotation, cellular component: nucleus. NCBI's taxonomy places the organism in Eukaryota, Metazoa, Chordata, Actinopteri, Salmoniformes, Salmonidae. Gene Ontology annotation, molecular function: protein binding.